Molecule: messenger RNA, 1581 nt
Organism: Ogataea philodendri
Lineage: Eukaryota; Fungi; Ascomycota; Pichiomycetes; Pichiales; Pichiaceae
Exons: 1
Coding region: 1-1581 (526 amino acids)
Biological process (GO): carbohydrate metabolic process
Molecular function (GO): kinase activity
Source: RefSeq, a predicted model, not a curated record
AUGUCUUUUGUCGCCGACUGGUUCGUGGGAAUCGAUAUCGGCACCAAUUCCAUCCGUGUUGCUAUCUUGAACGACAGAAAUGUGCUUGUUGGCACGUCCGAGCACGAAAUUGCCGUGCUCCACCAUCCGACAGACUCUUCCGUUGUUACUCAGGACACAGCCCAGGUCUGGUCGCAGCUUGAACGGUGCAUCACUGACAGUUUGGAGCAAGCCAGGACCGUAGAGCAUGGCAAUGUGAAGUCGUUUUGCUGCGGAGCAACCUGUUCACUCGUGGUGGAGUCCAAAGACGGCAGCAAUGUCAUUCUCUGGAUGGAUCACCGUGGAGAACCAGAUACCAUCAACAGCAAGAUGAAACAGAACCAUCCCAAGAUGUUACAGCGUCUGGGAGGGUCCAUCAUUGCCGAAAUGGCGCUUCCCAAAAUCAAGGAGUACCUCAAGUCGGACUCGACACCACUAAAGAUCUACGAUCUACACGACUGGAUAGAAUGCAUGCUUAGCGGAGACACCUUAGAGGUGCCCAAUUAUAACACAGACAAUAUUGGAAUAGACGGAUCCCUGAAGGGGUUUCCGUUGGAGACAUUGAGCGAGUUCGAUAUCAACUUGAAAGAACACCAGAUCGGAAGAGCAGAGUCCGUUCCAUAUCCUGGUAUUCCGUUUGCUGGAACACCAAUAGCCAAACUGGCACCGUCUUUGGCCGAACGUUGGAACGCCCCUAACGCCGUUGUUUGCUCAGGAGUGAUAGACUGCUACUCGUCGUUCUUCGCGCUUCAGAACAAGCAGAUCGACCCAGAGAAAAACCUGGUCAUGGUGGCAGGAACAUCAACUUGCUACUUGGGAGUCUCAAAAACACCCAAAGACGCCCCGCCUGGAAUCUGGGGCCCAUUCCAUCUGACCCAGGACCAUUGGUUUUACGAAGGAGGCCUCAGCUGUUCGGGUAUUUUGUUCGAAUCGCUUUUCGAGAAUCACCCGGCUGCCAAAAACCUAGACAAAUCCAAAAACUUGUUCCAACAGAUUGAGGACUUGGUGGACUCCUUUGUCCAGCGUGAAGAACUAAGCUCUGCUUGGCAACUCGUCUCCAAAAGAGUGUACAUUGGCGACUAUCUGGGGAACCGGACCCCGUUCAAUGAUUCCAGCUUGUCCAGUUUGAUAAUCGGAAGCUCGUUGCGGCCUGAUGAUCGCGAUCUUGCGUGCAGCUAUCUGUCAAUAAUUGAGUACCUUGCUCUUUCAACCAAGAUGAUUGUGGACUGUUUCUGCAAAAGUGGGUUUGAACUCAAGUCGUUGCAGGUUUGUGGGUCUCAAGCUAAAAAUAGUCGGUUGAUGAGCCUCCUUGCUCUUAUUCUCGAAACCAUUGAUGUUUACGUCCCAAUUGGACUGGAUUCAAAACUUAUUGGAGCACAGGGAUCCUCUAUGCUUGGCGGGUCGUCGCCUAAAGACGUGGAGCUCCAGCUGGUCAGCCCCGAUAGCGAUGAAAACUUGAAAGAGCUUUUGCUGGAGAAACAAAAAAUUAUGUUCGAGCUGCUCGAGAAACAGCAGGAAAUCAAUCGCAGACUAUCCCCUUACACCAGUCGCUCUCAUGAAUAG